AUGAGGUCCCCCAACUCUAUGCUUUCUGUCAGAAAUAUAGGUGUACAAUUAUUUCCAAGACAGUUGGACUAUUUCCUCGAUGCCUAUCGUCAGGCAACCAAACAUCCAUAUGGAUAUUUGGUCAUAGACAUGCACGCUUCAUCAGAUCCAACUCUACGUCUCAGAACAAACAUAUUUAAGGACGAUGAAGAGAAACUUAUUUUUAUUCCAAAAGAUGGUUAG
Meloidogyne enterolobii is the source of this 222-nucleotide messenger RNA. NCBI's taxonomy places the organism in Eukaryota, Metazoa, Nematoda, Chromadorea, Rhabditida, Meloidogynidae. The record is from the annotation of a GenBank genome assembly.